AGAGACAAAAACUCGUUAAUUUGAUUAAUUUGAAGAGUCAUUUCGUUUUCACUUAUAUGUUUCGAUUAAAUUUUGAUGAACUUCUUUUCACUUUCAGUAAUUCAUGGAAGAAUGAAUCGUUAAAAAACUUAUGACUGCACCAACUACAAGAAAAGACCUCAUGAUAGUCAAUAUGGGGCCUCAGCACCCAUCAAUGCACGGUGUUCUUCGACUCAUCGUUACUCUAGAUGGUGAAGAUGUUGUCGACUGCGAACCAAUAUUGGGUUAUUUACAUAGAGGGAUGGAGAAAAUUGCGGAAAACCGAACAAUUAUACAAUAUUUACCUUAUGUAACACGUUGGGAUUAUUUAGCUACUAUGUUCACAGAAGCAAUAACCAUAAAUGGACCCGAACAAUUAGGCAAUAUUCAAGUACCUAAAAGGGCUAGCUAUAUCAGAGUCAUUAUGUUGGAGUUGAGUCGGAUCGCUUCUCAUUUGUUAUGGCUCGGUCCUUUUAUGGCGGAUAUUGGUGCGCAGACCCCUUUCUUCUAUAUUUUUCGAGAAAGAGAAUUGAUAUAUGACCUAUUCGAAGCUGCUACCGGUAUGCGAAUGAUGCAUAAUUAUUUUCGUAUUGGAGGAGUGGCUGCCGAUCUACCCUAUGGCUGGGUAGAUAAAUGUUUGGAUUUUUGCGAUUAUUUUUUAACAGGGGUUGCUGAGUAUCAAAAACUUAUUACCCGGAAUCCUAUUUUUUUAGAACGAGUUGAAGGCAUAGGCAUUAUUGGGCAAGACGAGGCAUUAAAUUGGGGUUUAUCGGGACCAAUGCUACGAGCUUCCGGAAUAGAAUGGGAUCUUCGUAAAGUUGAUCAUUAUGAGUCUUACGACGAAUUUGAUUGGCAGGUUCAAUGGCAACGAGAAGGGGAUUCAUUAGCUCGUUAUUUAGUACGAAUCGGUGAAAUGACAGAAUCCAUAAAGAUUAUUCAACAGGCUCUGGAAGGAAUUCCAGGAGGGCCUUACGAAAAUUUAGAAAUCCGACGUUUUGACAGAUUAAAAGAUCCUGAAUGGAAUGAUUUUGAAUAUCGGUUUAUUAGUAAAAAACCUUCUCCAACUUUUGAAUUGUCGAAACAAGAACUUUAUGUGAGAGUUGAAGCCCCAAAAGGAGAAUUGGGAAUUUUUAUCAUAGGAGAUCAGAGCGUUUUUCCUUGGAGAUGGAAAAUUCGCCCACCAGGUUUUAUCAAUUUGCAAAUUCUUCCUCAGUUAGUUAAAAGAAUGAAAUUGGCUGAUAUUAUGACAAUACUAGGUAGCAUAGAUAUCAUUAUGGGAGAAGUUGAUCGUUGAAAUGAUAAUUGAUACAACAGAAAUAGAGACUAUCAAUUCUUUUUCCAAAUUGGAAUCCUUAAAAGAAGCCUAUGGGAUCAUAUGGAUGCUUGUCCCUAUUUUGACUCUUGUGUUAGGAAUCACAAUAGGUGUACUAGUAAUUGUUUGGUUAGAAAGAGAAAUAUCUGCGGGAAUACAACAACGUAUCGGACCUGAAUAUGCCGGCCCUUUAGGAAUUCUUCAAGCUUUAGCAGAUGGGACAAAACUACUUUUGAAAGAGAACCUUAUUCCAUCUACAGGAGAUACUCGUUUAUUCAGUAUCGGACCAUCCAUAGCAGUAAUAUCUAUCUUUCUAAGUUAUUCAGUAAUUCCUUUUAGUGAUCACCUUGUUCUAGCCGAUCUUAGUAUUGGUGUUUUUUUAUGGAUUGCCAUUUCAAGUAUUGCUCCCGUUGGACUUCUUAUGUCGGGAUAUGGAUCAAAUAAUAAAUAUUCCUUU
Messenger RNA from Capsicum annuum, 1787 nucleotides. RefSeq names its product NAD(P)H-quinone oxidoreductase subunit H, chloroplastic. Lineage: Eukaryota; Viridiplantae; Streptophyta; Magnoliopsida; Solanales; Solanaceae. Gene Ontology annotation, molecular function: NAD binding; NADH dehydrogenase (ubiquinone) activity; quinone binding. The coding region runs from base 131 to 1312 and encodes 393 amino acids. The transcript has a single exon. The record is from RefSeq and is a predicted model, not a curated record.